UUCUGGACAGAGAAGUUUCCCGCCACUCCAGUCCUCUGUUACUCCAUCACUUCGAACGAGCCUCCCUCCGGCGACUCUCCCCCUCCGCAUUCCGAUCGACGCUGCUCCUCCUGCUUAGCAUUCCAGCCAAGCCUUCGACGCUGCUCCUCCCUCUCUCACGCUCAGCUCCUCUUUCUGGCGACGAAAGCCGCUGGUCUCCACGCCAACCUCCAACGCCUCUCUCUUGCCUGCAAGAUGACAAGCACGAAGAAGAAGACGACGACAAGGAAGAAGAGGUCGAAAGUUUGGAAAUACUUUCGCAUUAUUCUUUCCGGUGAAAAAAAGAUUGUAAAGGCUCAAUGCACAAUUUGUUCGCGAUAAUUCAAUGCUAAUCAAGGGACUUCGGAUCUCAGUCGUCACUUGAGAAGAGCGCAUCAGAUCUUGCUUGAGAAGGUGACACCAAGAAAGGAGAAAGUAGUAUCAAGUGCACAAGAAAAGGUUAGAGAAAAAAUAAAACUUAACUUGUGCAAUCAUCAUAUGUUGCUUCUGAUGUGUCUUCGACUAUUUUCAUUUCAAUGUGAUUUACAGGACUCGCUUUCUGAAAUGAUGAGAAAACUUCAGAUAGGCUCAUCAAGUGCCAAGGCUUGUGACGAGUCUUUGACCGAUGAAUUGAGAGAACCGAGAAAAGCAGAUUGAGGAAGAGCUCAAAUCACUAAGGACCGAAUGUGAAGAACUGCGAAAAAUCAGCAAUGAACAAGAAAAAGUGAUCUUUGAAAAAGAAAUUGUAAUCACCGGGCUACAGAAUUGGAUUGCGGAUGAAGAAUCCAAGGCCACUGAGACGGAGGAGUUGUGAAAAAUCAUCAAUGAACGAGAAAAGGGAAUCUUGGAAAAAGAAGGCAUAAUCAGCGAGCUACAGAGUCUCAUGGCAGAUGAAGAAUCCAAGGCCAUUGAGCGGGAGGAGUUGCGAAAGAAGUUGCUCAACAAAAUCUUGGACUUGAAAGGAAAUGUCUGAGUUUUCUGCAGGGUUCGGCCUCUUAUUUCCAAUGAGAGCAGUGCAGAAGGGCAACAACAUAUAUCAUACCUGACAUCCAUAGAUGCGCUUGGCAGGGGGAUUGACAUUAUGCAUAAUGGGCAAAAAGUUUCUUUCAUAUUCGAUAAGGUCUUUAAGACUGAGGCAUCACAAGCGGAAGUUUUUUUGGAAAUUUCAGAGCUUGUCCAAAGUGCUCUUGAUGGCCAUAAGGUUUGUAUGUUUGCUUAUGGGCAAACUGGUUCAGGCAAAACUUAUACUAUGAUAGGUAAACCAGGAUCUCCGGAAGAGAAGGGUCUGAUACCUCGUUGUAUCGAUCAAAUUUUUCAGAUGAAGCACUCUCUGCUCUCACUGGGUUGGAAGUACAAUCUUAAGGUCUCAAUGUUGGAAAUCUAUAAAGAAGACAUCUUUGACUUGUUGGUGCCAAAGAGAUCAUACAGCACCGAUGUGCAGAUGGCUUCUCCUUCAAAACGAUAUGGGAUCAAGCAUGACCAAUAUGGAAAUAUUGAAGUCUCGGGUUUGACAAUCGUUGAUGUUUGCAUCGAGAAUGAAGUAUCAAAUCUUUUAAGAUUGGCUGCUAUGAGGAGAUCCACUGGAAAAACUAAGAUGAAUCAACAAUCUUCAAGAAGUCAUUUUGUUUUCACCUUGCGAGUCUCUGGAGUUAAUGAGAGAACUCAACAAAAUGUCGAAGGUGUUCUCAACCUCAUUGACCUCGCGAGUAGCGCGCGUUUCUCUAAAAGCGAGGUCACCGAAGUACAAUUGAAGGAAACCCAAGCAAUCAACAAGAGUUUAUUUCACUUGAGGAAGGCCAUAUCUUCUUUGGCAAACAAAGAGGGGCAUGUGCCUUUCCGGGACUCGAAACUCACAUAUAUACUUCAGCCUUGUCUCUGUGGUGACUCGAAGGCCUUGAUGUUUGUUAACAUCUCGUCAGACCCCACCUCUUCAGGAGAGUCACUCUGCUCCUUACGAUUUGCUGAGAAUGUGAACACAUGUGAGCUUAGGGGUCGACGCCUUUACGGGAAUUGGCAUGGAGUGUAGUUGCUAGUAGUUACAUUGUUUACCUGAGUAUAUUAUAGGGCCAAAAACUUUCUAAUCUAACGUCAUUUUGUAAUCUUAAUGGGCCUAAUCACCAUCUUCUAAAUUCCUCCUGCUCUUGUAAGGGAAGAGGAGACGUAGAGAGGCACACUAACAUUUUGUUAUCCUUAUUCAUCAAAGUUUAUUUCAAUCAGAAAACAAGAAUUGCUAGUC
Punica granatum (pomegranate) is the source of this 2254-nucleotide messenger RNA. The record is from RefSeq and is a predicted model, not a curated record. NCBI's taxonomy places the organism in Eukaryota, Viridiplantae, Streptophyta, Magnoliopsida, Myrtales, Lythraceae.